CCGGCGGCAAUUCAGAGUCCGUGUUUUAGUAAGGCAGUCCGUCGGGCACCCUGCCGGACAAUCUGAGAAAGAAAAGUCCUCGGCUCGCUCUCCCCCCCAACUAGAAGAGCUUUCUACUUUCGUCCUCUCUGCUCAAGAUGGUGGCGUCCCGGGCGAUUGGCAGUCUCAGUCGCUUUUCUGCCUUCAGGAUCCUCCGCUCCAGAGGCUGUACUUGCCGCAGCUUUACAGCAUCUUCUGCUUUGCUGGCCAGAACCCAUAUUAAUUAUGGAGUCAAAGGGGAUGUGGCGGUUAUUCGGAUUAACUCACCCAAUUCAAAGGUAAAUACACUGAAUAAAGAAGUACAAUCAGAGUUCAUAGAAGUCAUGAAUGAAGUCUGGGCCAAUGACCAAAUCAGAAGUGCUGUCCUUAUUUCAGCAAAGCCCGGCUGCUUUGUCGCAGGUGCUGAUAUCAACAUGCUAGCGACUUGUGCAACCUCCCAAGAAGCAACACGGAUAUCACAGGAAGGACAGAGAAUGUUUGAGAAACUUGAAAGGUCCUCAAAGCCUGUUGUGGCCGCCAUCAGUGGAUCCUGCUUGGGAGGAGGACUUGAGCUUGCACUGGCAUGCCAAUACAGAAUAGCAACAAAAGACAGAAAAACAGUAUUAGGUGUCCCUGAGGUGUUGCUGGGGAUCUUACCAGGAGCCGGAGGUACCCAGAGACUGCCCAAAAUGGUGGGUGUGCCUGCUGCAUUUGACAUGAUGCUGACUGGGAAAAACAUUCGUGCAGACAAAGCCAAGAAAAUGGGACUGGUUGACCAGUUGGUGGAACCCUUGGGACCAGGAGUAAAAUCUCCAGAGGAAAGGACGAUUGAAUACCUGGAAGAAGUUGCGGUCACUUUUGCCAAAGGCCUGGCUGACCGGAAGGUCUCCACAAAGCACAGCAAAGGCCUGAUAGACAAGCUGACGUCAUAUGCCAUGACUAUUCCAUUUGUCAGACAACAGGUUUACAAAACAGUGGAAGAAAAAGUGAAAAAGCAGACCAAAGGCCUUUAUCCUGCACCUUUGAAAAUAAUCGAUGUUGUGAAGGCUGGACUUGAGCAAGGAAGUGAUGCUGGGUAUCUUGCUGAAUCACAGAAAUUUGGAGAGCUUGCCAUGACCAAAGAAUCGAAGGCCCUGAUGGGACUUUAUAAUGGCCAGGUCCUCUGCAAAAAAAAUAAAUUUGGAACACCACAGAAGAACGUUGAGCACCUAGCCAUCCUUGGUGCAGGGCUGAUGGGGGCCGGCAUUGCCCAGGUGUCUGUGGAUAAGGGAAUGAAAACUCUAUUGAAAGACACCACAGUGACUGGGCUAGGACGAGGACAGCAGCAAGUGUUCAAAGGACUGAAUGACAAAGUGAAGAAGAAAGCUCUAACGUCAUUCGAGAGGGAUUUCAUCUUCAGCAACUUGAUUGGGCAGCUUGAUUACAAUGGUUUCGAGAAGGCUGACAUGGUGAUUGAAGCUGUUUUUGAGGACCUCAAUGUUAAGCACAAAGUGUUAAAGGAAGUGGAAGGCGUGAUUCCAGAACACUGCAUCUUUGCCAGCAACACGUCUGCUCUCCCAAUCAAUCGAAUCGCUUCUGUCAGCAAAAGACCCGAGAAGGUGAUCGGCAUGCACUACUUCUCUCCCGUGGACAAGAUGCAGCUUCUCGAAAUCAUCACGACCGACAAAACCUCCAUGGACACCACAGCCUCUGCCGUAGCUGUGGGUCUCAGGCAGGGCAAAGUCAUCAUUGUGGUUAAGGAUGGACCUGGCUUCUACACCACCCGGUGUCUUGCUCCCAUGAUGUCUGAAGUCAUUCGAAUCCUCCAGGAAGGGGUGGACCCUAAGAAACUGGAUGCCUUGACCACAGGCUUCGGCUUUCCUGUGGGUGCUGCCACCCUGGCAGAUGAAGUAGGUGUGGAUGUAGCACAGCACGUGUCAGAAGAUCUAGGCAAAGCCUUCGGGGAGCGGUUUGGAGGUGGCAGCGUAGAGCUGCUGAAUCAGAUGGUCUCCAAGGGCUUCUUGGGUCGCAAGUCUGGGAAGGGCUUUUACAUCUAUCAGGAGGGGUCAAAGAAUAAGAGCUUGAACUCCGAAAUGGACAGUAUCCUGGCAAGCCUGAAGCUGCCUGCCAAGCCUGAGGUCUCCUCUGACGAAGACAUCCAGUACCGUGUGAUAACAAGGUUCGUGAAUGAGGCAGUCCUGUGCCUACAGGAAGGGAUCCUGGCCACACCUGCAGAGGGAGACAUCGGAGCAGUCUUUGGGCUUGGCUUUCCCCCUUGUCUCGGAGGGCCCUUCCGCUUUGUGGAUCUCUACGGUGCUCAGAAGGUUGUGGACCGGCUCCGGAAGUAUGAGUCUGCCUAUGGAAUACAGUUUACCCCGUGCCAGCUGCUCCUUGACCAUGCUAACAGCCCCAGCAAGAAGUUCUACCAGUGACAGACCCUCCCAUCCGCUCCAUCCAUGCACUAACCCAGACCCGGCAGAGCUUCUCAGCCGUGCUGUCUAGAUUAUCAGGAAACAGGAGAAAGACCAGUGUAGCCUUGGGUUUGCUCCUCCAUCAUAGUGCCUUCAGCCCUGACCUGCUCUUCCUCCUGUGACAUCUGACUGUGAAUUAAGUGUUCGUCCUUAAUGCUGGAGGGUGGCCCCCUGAGCUCCUUUUGCAAGCCCUGCAGCUAAGAACAAACCAGAGCAUCUGCUGCCUGUGCCUCCCGGGAGGCCGGGGGUCCCUGGCAGUGGUGAGGGCAUUUUUGCACCCAGCCAAACACAGGCUAACAAUAAAAUCCAGACUGUCGGCCUCUG
This is a messenger RNA of Meriones unguiculatus (Mongolian gerbil), 2792 nucleotides long. It is a transcript of the gene Hadha, whose product is annotated as hydroxyacyl-CoA dehydrogenase trifunctional multienzyme complex subunit alpha. The record is from RefSeq and is a predicted model, not a curated record. Gene Ontology annotation, cellular component: mitochondrion; mitochondrial fatty acid beta-oxidation multienzyme complex. NCBI's taxonomy places the organism in Eukaryota, Metazoa, Chordata, Mammalia, Rodentia, Muridae. Gene Ontology annotation, molecular function: NAD+ binding; long-chain (3S)-3-hydroxyacyl-CoA dehydrogenase (NAD+) activity; enoyl-CoA hydratase activity. Gene Ontology annotation, biological process: fatty acid beta-oxidation. Bases 138 to 2429 code for a protein of 763 amino acids. The transcript has 20 exons.